Molecule: messenger RNA, 1110 nt
Organism: Varanus komodoensis (Komodo dragon)
Lineage: Eukaryota; Metazoa; Chordata; Lepidosauria; Squamata; Varanidae
Gene: WNT1
Product: Wnt family member 1
Exons: 4
Coding region: 1-1110 (369 amino acids)
Biological process (GO): canonical Wnt signaling pathway; neuron differentiation; cell fate commitment
Cellular component (GO): extracellular region
Molecular function (GO): cytokine activity; frizzled binding
Source: RefSeq, a predicted model, not a curated record
AUGAGCCCCGUGGCAUUAAUGCUAGGCUUGAAGACCUUGUGGGUUUUGGCUUUUUCCUCUCUUUCCAACACGUUGGCGGUGAAUAACAGCGGCCGAUGGUGGGGAAUCAUCAACGUGGCUUCGUCUACCAACCUGCUGACUGAUUCCAAGAACGUGCAGUUGGUGCUCGACCCUUCCCUGCAGCUGCUGAGUCGCAAGCAGCGCAAGCUGAUCCGCCAGAACCCAGGCAUCCUGCACAGCAUCAGCAGCGGCCUGCAGACGGCCAUCAAGGAGUGCAAGUGGCAGUUCCGCAACCGACGGUGGAACUGCCCCACCACGCCAGGGCCCAACAUUUUUGGCAAGAUUGUCAACAGAGGUUGCCGAGAGACUGCUUUCAUCUUUGCGAUCACGAGCGCUGGCGUGACGCAUUCCGUGGCCCGCUCGUGCUCAGAGGGCUCCAUCGAGUCAUGCACGUGUGACUACCGGCGGCGAGGGCCAGGCGGCCCUGACUGGCACUGGGGCGGCUGUAGCGACAACGUUGACUUUGGCAGGGCCUUUGGACGCGAGUUUGUCGACUCCAACGAGAAGGGGCGGGACCUGCGCUUCCUGAUGAAUUUGCACAACAACGAGGCAGGACGUCUGACAGUCUUCACCGAGAUGCACCAGGAGUGCAAGUGCCAUGGGAUGUCGGGCUCCUGCACGGUCAAGACCUGCUGGAUGCGGCUGCCCACCUUCCGGACCGUGGGGGACUUCCUCAAGGACCGCUUCGACGGGGCCUCGCGGGUCAUCUACGGCAACAAGGGCAGCAACCGGGCCUCCCGCGUGGAGCUGCACCACCUGGAGCCCGAGAACCCCGCCCACAAGCCCCCCUCGCCCCACGACCUCGUCUACUUCGAGAAGUCGCCCAACUUCUGCACCUACAGCGGCAAGACGGGCACGGCGGGGACAGCCGGCCGCUCCUGCAACAGCUCCUCGCCGGCCCUGGACGGCUGCGAGCUGCUGUGCUGCGGGAGAGGCUACCGGACCCGGACCCAGCGGGUGACGGAGCGCUGCAACUGCACGUUCCACUGGUGCUGCCACGUCAGCUGCUUGAACUGCACGAACAUGCAGGUGCUGCACGAGUGCUUGUGA